Vicugna pacos (alpaca) is the source of this 1492-nucleotide messenger RNA. Lineage: Eukaryota; Metazoa; Chordata; Mammalia; Artiodactyla; Camelidae. The record is from RefSeq and is a predicted model, not a curated record.
CACCUCAGCCUCCCAGCCUGACUCACGCAGACACAUGUCAUCCAGAUGUGGGCAGCGUGCUCCAAACAGCAAAGGAGUCCCCCUUCCCUGCAGGGCCCUGCCCCUUACCCUCCCUCUGUCUGUCUUCCCUGGCCCUGGCUGGCCUGAGCUGGUGACGCCCCCUCCACACUCUCAGGCCAUGACAGCUUCCUUAUUCUGCUUAAUGCCCAGGCCCUCUGGGCACCGAGAAACUAAGAGUCCAGGUGAAACAGGCCGGCAGGCACCAAGCUCAAGGGACACCCCAGAGCAGAAGCCCAGCUGGAAACAGUUCCCCGGUGGCCUGGGCUUCGGGGAUGCCCCCUCUCCUGGCAGUCGCCGCGCAGCCGGCUGGCACCCCUGCCGCCACCCACAGCAGCUGGCCAGCCUCAGGCAGUGUGGCUCCCUCCUUCUAGAGGAGAGCCAGAGCCGAAAACGCAGCAGCAGCAGCAGCAGCAGCAGCGGCAGCAACAGACCUGGUGUCCUGAUGCCUCCUGGCCCCUCAGCCUGCAGAGGGACCGAGCCCUGCUCGAUGACUCACUGUGGCAGGCGGAAGGUCCCACAGGGCCUGAGUCCUCAGACCCGGCUGAGGCAGCAGCCGGCCCUUGGAGCCAGGAUAGUGACAACAGGUCUCCAGGCUCCCCAGAGCCUUGCUGCUGUGCUGGGCACUGCCCACCUCCUCCCCCUGCAAGCUGCCAGCAUGGGAGGAGAAGUCCGAGGCCAGCGAGAAGGUGGCCACAGAGAGGCGGGGCCCCAGCAGGGAGCCGGUGGUGAAGAUGGGCCAGCGUGAGGGCCAGGGCCUGCCACUGUGCCUGCCCCGCUGGCCGCCCACCUGCCCGCCCCAGGGCCACUGUGGCUGGAGUUGAGGUCGGCUACCCCAGGCUUGGUCUCACUCCCGCUCCAGCCCAAGAAUCCCUGCCUACUGCGCGGCCAUCCUGUCCUGCCGGAGCUUUCCAAGAGUCUUGGGGCUGAGCUCACAGCCCCUGCCCCUACCAGGUGGCCCCAAGCCCAGCCCCAGGAGUUCCAGAAGCCUUUGCUCCUGGGGCUCAUUCGGGCUCUCUUUUGCCCAGGCCUGGACCCCCACCUCCGCCGGCACCAAAACCUUGGUGCUGGCUGGCCACUAAUGUCUGCAGCCCCAGCAGGCCUUGGUUGGGGGUCCCCCUUUCUGCCUGUCCCCUGGGGGUUCUCAGAUUCGGGGGACUGAUAUCUGCAGGGAACUCUACCAGCCCCUCCAUCCGUGCCCUGCCAGCCCUCCAGCCCCAGAUUUUAUUUUUGCGCAUAAGCCAUAACCCAUACUCCCGGGCUGGCCCAGGCUGCAGGGAGGCCCCAGGGUCCACGAGAGGGCGUGGCCAAGCUUGCCCUUGUGCCCCCCACGGAUCAAGCCUUGAGUGCCUGGCCAGGCUGUGUGUACCCCUGCCACCUCACCUGAAGACAGACCCUUUUUGUAAGAUUUUUAAUAAAACACUGAAACUUCUUG